This is a messenger RNA of Suillus clintonianus, 809 nucleotides long. RefSeq lists its product as uncharacterized. The record is from RefSeq and is a predicted model, not a curated record. The transcript is spliced from 3 exons. NCBI's taxonomy places the organism in Eukaryota, Fungi, Basidiomycota, Agaricomycetes, Boletales, Suillaceae. Bases 112 to 597 code for a protein of 161 amino acids.
CAGCCGGCAAACUCAAAUCGUUGUCCUAAAUAUUGAGUGGUCGAAGCGCAAAAAGCGCAGCUUGGAAAUUAGUCUUGUAUCCGUACUCGGUGGUAAAGGUCGCAUGUGGAGAUGAUCUUGGACAAGGUGUUCCACGUCGUGCUGGAUCAGAGACGAGGAUGCCUAAUCGUAUAUGCAGGUUAUGUCCUCGAUCUUCAGUCCCAUUUUCCUAGCCAGGCAAUGCGAGAUGAGGAUGCGUGGAGGAAUCUUGCGCUCUCACUCGAAAGAGAACUUGAGUCCUUGCAACAAAAGCGAGACGAAGAUGAAGCAGAACUUGUUCACCUGCGGCAAAAUGUGUCCAAAGACGCACCAGGUGACUCGGACACUGCUCCCCCCGAAAGAAAACCGAGAACACUGGUAAAGCUCCAGAACUUCAACUUCAGGACGAUAACUAGGCUGCAAAAUGGGAAGGUGCAAAUAUCAUGUAUCCGCCUCGUUUUCCUUGAUUCACGACUUGGAAGAAUGCCUCAACGUAGCAGGUCAGUCUGUACCAUCCCUCACUGCAGCAUUCACAUCCCUGCGAGGCGUCCUCAGCUCAGCAGGUUCCCAGACAGGUGACGACGCAGCACACGACUCGCGCCUGCUAGUUGCAAUCACAAGGACGAUUGACACGAUUCGCAAACUCCUAGGUCUACAAAAUGUUUCGACAUCUUUUGCUCCAUCAAAACUCAGCGAGUCGAGAACCGCAAUGGCCUACCCACUCUUGGUGUACGUCUUACGCGUCGCUUGUCCAGUUCUCUUCCACCAAGGCAUCGAAGGCUUCCGGCGGC